Messenger RNA from Camelina sativa (false flax), 681 nucleotides. RefSeq lists its product as uncharacterized. Gene Ontology annotation, biological process: regulation of gene expression. Gene Ontology annotation, molecular function: RNA nuclease activity. NCBI's taxonomy places the organism in Eukaryota, Viridiplantae, Streptophyta, Magnoliopsida, Brassicales, Brassicaceae. The record is from RefSeq and is a predicted model, not a curated record. Gene Ontology annotation, cellular component: peroxisome.
CCUAGAUCUAAAACCUCACCAUCCAGAUAGUCUCUGUUUUCUUUUUCUAUCUCUCGAUCAACAAUGUCUGCUUUUCCCGGAGAUUUCGCAGCGGCUGAGACAGGAAUCUUCUGGGACACAGAAGAUUGCAAGAUCAGUGGUGAUCUCAAUGCUGGUGUGGUUUUGCAGAACAUCAAAUCGACCAUCUCGAGUGCUGGUCAUCAUGGUCCGGUCUCAGUCAGGGCUUAUGGUGAUUUGACUGGUCAUGAUUUCCCUUCUCAAGGAAUUAAGCUUAAUCACUUCCCCGCAGGGGAGAGAUACGCGAGACACACCAAGAUGCUCGAAGACAUCAUUUCUUGGUCAGCUGAACAUCCAGAACCGUGUAAUUUGAUGCUAAUCGUUCGUGGAGACACCACCUCUCAAGACUUUGUAGACGUUGUUGAACUUUUGAAAUCCAGGAAAAACUACAUGAUUCACGUUGUAAGCCCCGGACGUGGGUUUGGAAGAUCUUAGUAGGCCCUAACUUAUAUGGAUUAGGUUUUGUUAUAACCACUAGUUGGAGACUACUUUAUGUGUAUGCCAAGUCUUUGUCAGUAGUGUUUUUGUGUGUGUUUGUUUGUGUGUUUGUUUGUAACUGUAGGAAAUGUUGGAUCAUCCUCUUUUUGAGUACUACUGAAAAAAUAAUUAGAUGCUUAAAACAAA